This is a messenger RNA of Paramacrobiotus metropolitanus, 1111 nucleotides long. RefSeq lists its product as uncharacterized. NCBI's taxonomy places the organism in Eukaryota, Metazoa, Tardigrada, Eutardigrada, Parachela, Macrobiotidae. Bases 122 to 820 code for a protein of 232 amino acids. The record is from RefSeq and is a predicted model, not a curated record. The transcript is spliced from 3 exons.
AAGACGCAGUAGCUGCAUGUUCACUCGCUUUGUACACCGACAGCAUAAAACGCUUGCUAAUCCAGUCCGUUGCUGCAAACCAGUUUUAUGGCCAUAGAAUUCCUGAUGACACUGGAAAGCUAUGGCUCUGCGUAUUUGCUUGACAGCAUGCCUGGUCAUCGUCGUAGCCAGCAGCCAGCGGGCGGCAUCGCCGUCCCUCGCGAAGCUGCCAAACAACUGUACAACGGACGAGCAGACAUCGGCUCAACAGUGCUUACAAUCCAUCGACACUCUGCUAAUGAAGAAUAGAAAAAGGUGCAAAAGCUGCGAACAGUCUUCGGAGGAACAGCCACCGGGGAACCCCAGCGCGACCACCAUGUCCGUUGUCGCUGAAUUUUUGUGCGGUCCGUUGGCUGUCGCGUUUACCUGUAUUGAACAGCUGCCGCGUCCAUGCUUUUCCCAUCUGGAUUUGCCAGAGAAAGUGCGAUGGGUUCUACUGAACCCCCGGAUCACAAGCAGUGUCAGCGACAUUUUCCGUCGAAUGUGCAGUGUUCCGCAUCUCGACCAACAUUUAAUUCGGAUUGGUGAAUGCGCAACAGCACUGGACAACCUCCCUCUGGUGCAAAACGGUAGCCUGUGGGAGGAAAUGUCUCGUGCAGUCGGACCACCCCAACCAAUUGCCUCGUACGACGAUUUUGAUUGGGAAUGCCGAGCGCAUCGCCGUCAACUGGAAAUCAUGAACCUGGAUCUGGUUACGACGACGUGUGGCGUGGACGCCGGUACUACGUAUUUCACGGCAAUCAAUUCGCUGGUGCGAGACGUACUUCUGUGUUCAGAGUAAUAAAAGAUUAGCGGACGGAAGGUGUCGUCGGAGUGCAUUGUUAACCAUUUACAUUGCUUGUAACCGAGCGGUUGACAGUAGCUGUGGCGGUAGCAUUUUGUAUCACCCAGUUAUACUCUGUACAUAAUCCACAAUACAUAAUCGUGUUAUAAAUAGCUGAAAGUUUUGCCGGUCUUAACUGUCUCUCUAUGGAAAUUCUAAAGUUCAGUCUAGUACUUCAUUUUAAUGCCUAAGCCUUGCUGACAACCGUGCAUGGAAUGCUGUAUGCCAUGUCAAUAAAUAUGCCUUGAG